CGCGGGUGGAGGUCGUUGCGUCAAAUUUCACAAAUCAUGAAUGAAUUCUAACUUUUGUCGCGUAAUUGUCACGAAUUCGGCCCGUUUUCCAUCCUGGUUGUGCGCAGCGUGUUUCCACUUAACACACACUGAACGAUGAACGAGGUCAGCGGAGGGAAACAAGAUAUUGCUAAUGCCCCCACGUGGGAAACAUUAUCCGGACAAUCUGCAUCUUCUUUCUCUGCUAUGCACCAUCACCAUCAAUCGUUGCAGCAAGAUGCGACUCCCACAGUUGCACAAGUGAUAGUUCCUACUCCUGUCAAGCUUCAAGCUUCUAUGUUAAGCUCCCCGCAGACUAUAGACCACUGUUCGCAACUGGGUCAUGUGCAACAGUCAACUUUGCUCGCGCAGGGUACACCUCCAGGAAGUUUUGCGGAAUCAGAACUUUCGCCGGAGUUGCAGCAGCAAGGAUGGAAGAAGUUUUGGAGCAAACGAGAGAAUCGACCGUACUUUUGGAAUAAGUUGACUGGAGAGUCACUGUGGGUCGUUCCACCUUUGAAACCGCAGUUCGAUCCGAUUACGGAUCCGCUUGGCAUCUGCAGUAUACAACCAGUUUCUGGGAACGGAGCUAUUCCUUCAACGGGGACAGUGAAACGUAGAGCAUCGGAGGACAGCAUCGUUCCACCUGCGAAAAAAUUUGUCCUGGCAGGACCCUGGGACCUAGAGAUACCAACAAACGUGAUAAUCUACGAGCGAUCACCCUCAAAUCUGCCCCACGUGCACCCAGAAGCGGAAGCCCUGCGAUGCGGUCUGCUUUCCAAACUCAGACAAUGCUACCAAGAACUAUGCCACACUCGUGAAUCAAUAGAUGCCCCUAAAGACUCUUUCAACCGAUGGUUAAUGGAACGAAAAGUGAUCGACUGUGGCUCUGACCCUCUUCUUCCUAGCCAAUGUUUCCCAGAAAUUUCUAUGUCCAUGUACAGGGAAAUAAUGAACGACAUCCCAAUAAAAUUAGUUCGUCCAAAAUUCACCGGGGACGCCAGAAAACAGCUCUCCAGGUAUGCAGAAGCGGCGAAGAAGAUGAUAGAAUCCCGGGCAGCCUCUUCAGAAAGUAGAAAAGUGGUGAAAUGGAACGCCGAGGACACUUUUCAGUGGCUCAGACGAACUGUGGGCGCGACUUUCGAUGAUUUCCAAGAUCGUUUAGCUCAUUUGAAACGCCAAUGUCAACCACACCUCACCGAAACGGUCAAAGCAAGCGUGGAGGGUAUCUGUUUAAAAAUUUACCACCUGUCCACGGAGUAUGCAAAGAAGGUGAAAGACAAAAACACCCAAAUUCUAAAAGACAACAGCUUGGAAAACGUAAUACCCUUGGGAGGGCCAGUUAGUACUCAGAGAAAAGUCUGGUGUUACCCUGUGCAAUUUUCUUUACCAACCCCCAGACUUCCACAAUUGGAUUAUCUACCGGAACGGGAGCAGACCUUGCUCCGUUUCCAUGGGGACACCGUGUGUAUUAACAACAUGCACCUGGCUAAACUGGAACAUCUUUAUAGAUAUAAUUGUUUCGAUGACAAGAAGUUCGAGAUGUUUCUGCCCAGAGUAUGGUGCGUUUUGAAAAGGUAUCAAACCUAUCUGGGGAUAAACGAGGGCCAAGCGACCCAGAUGGCGCUGCCUGUCACGGUUUUCGAAUGUUUGCAAAGGUCAUUUGGGGUCACUUUCGAGUGUUUCGCCUCGCCUUUGAAUUGCUAUUUCAGGCAAUAUUGCUCGGCAUUUGCGGACGUGGACUGUUAUUUCGGGUCCAGGGGCCCGUUUCUGGACUUCAGGCCCGUCAGUGGGUCUUUCCAGGCCAAUCCGCCAUAUUGCGAAGAACUGAUGGAGGCUAUGGUGAAUCAUUUUGAGAGAUUGUUGGCCGAUUCGACGGAACCCUUGUCGUUUGUGGUUUUCUUGCCGGAGUGGAGGGACCCGGCACCUAACGCACUUAUCAAAUUGGAAGGGAGCCAUUUUAAGCGGAAACAGGUCGUCGUGCCAGCCAUGGAGCACGAGUACCGGCACGGGUUUCAGCAUAUAUUACCCAAAGGCGAAGUUAAUAUCAGAGCAGCUCACGGGACAUUGGUCGUAUGGCUUCAAAAUGCAGCUGGUGCAGCGCGAUGGGGACCUACGGAGGAGAGGGUGGAAGCGUUGCUGGAAGCAUGGCGUCCCGGGAAAGAGAGAGAACGAGACAGACAAGAACUUCUAUCACCGCCCAGACAGACUCAUCAACCGAUACCUUCCACGCCUAUUCCUGCCCUAACCACGCCCACGACUCCCACGGUACAGUUACAAACACUGUCCACGCAUCCUAUGUAACUAUCAUAAAACGUCUCGAGACUGGAAAGAAUUAUAAUAAGUCCCGUACUUUGAUUUCCAAACUCUUUCCUAUAAGAAAAUCGAAUUUUCUAUCCCCGAAGAAAAAUUGUUAGAUAUACCGUCCAGAGACGACUUGUUGGCUAGGCACUGGUAAGCUGAACAGCACAGGAGCGAGGGGAGUAAAGUCGCUUGCCCACCAAAAAACCUCACUUCUAGCUUCUUAGCAGUCACGCUACUAUUCAUCGUUAAUAUUCCGAGCUUACGACUACGCCAAUGUCGUUCAAUAUGUCAAAAUCAAUAUUUAUCACGCAAUGCAAUUGUAGUUGCGAUUGACUCAGCCAAUAAUAACAAUGCAUGUAUGGACAAUCAUCACUAUUGCGCUAUAAUUAACGUGGCUAGUCAAAAAGUCAUCUCUCCAUGGUACAAAUUGUCAAAUCACUUCCUGAGGGCAAGUUUGAACAUCGAUUUUAGGUAGAUCGAGCACGCCUUAAUAUAUACUUUCGUACUGUAUUCUAUAGAUUGUAUCGAUCAACGAAUUGAUUUCGAACACAAUGUUUGGAUAAAUUGCGUAGUUUUUAACGAUGGGGGAAAAAGUUCGUCGGAACCAAUCUUGUUUUGAUUCGGGGGUGGAAAUGAAUUAUGGUAGAGAGAGAAUUCUCUAAAGGUAAAAUUUUUCAGUAAUUCAAGGGCACCGAUAUUAUUUAAAACGAGAUUACAUAUUUUUAUGUAUGAAAUGUUAAAAUGAAAACCGUAAUAUAUUGCAACGUUGAACCUUCGAAUGACCUUGAAUAUAAAACAAAUAUUAUAAGUUGUUCGAAAAUCAUUGACAAUUUUAUGAUCGGAUAUAAUAGUGGAAAUCGGGGGAAAAUUGGGACUUGAAAUAUUUCGGUUGCUUUUAAUGUGAGAAAAUAAUAUUAGAGGAAAGUAUUAUUUGUUUGGAAAGUUAGAAUUUUCUCGAGGUCAUAUUUUUUGAUG
Messenger RNA from Colletes gigas, 3297 nucleotides. It is a transcript of the gene Pcif1, whose product is annotated as mRNA (2'-O-methyladenosine-N(6)-)-methyltransferase. The record is from RefSeq and is a predicted model, not a curated record. Gene Ontology annotation, molecular function: RNA polymerase II C-terminal domain binding; mRNA (2'-O-methyladenosine-N6-)-methyltransferase activity. The transcript has 6 exons. Gene Ontology annotation, cellular component: nucleus. The coding region runs from base 136 to 2322 and encodes 728 amino acids. Lineage: Eukaryota; Metazoa; Arthropoda; Insecta; Hymenoptera; Colletidae.